Glycine soja is the source of this 1415-nucleotide messenger RNA. RefSeq lists its product as uncharacterized. Gene Ontology annotation, molecular function: protein binding. The record is from RefSeq and is a predicted model, not a curated record. Bases 205 to 1053 code for a protein of 282 amino acids. Lineage: Eukaryota; Viridiplantae; Streptophyta; Magnoliopsida; Fabales; Fabaceae. The transcript is spliced from 3 exons.
UUUGGUUUUUGUGCUGUGCCGCAAUUGAGGAGGCUUCUCUUCUCUCACUCUCAUUCCUUAUUAGUUUUGCACUUUGCACUUUUCAGUCCCUACCAGCUUCCAACUGUGACUUCUUCAACUAGUACCAUUUCUUUCCAACAUGUCAUUCCCUUCAACUUCAAACCCUUGCUUCUUUUCAUUCCUUUCGUCUCUCUAAACUGAAACAUGUUACUAAGAACCUCCACAGUACCAAUUCCAAGCUCAUGGCUGCCCCAUUCCUCUGAGUCACAACCGCUUCUCCACCUUCCUAUAACACUUUCAACUCCUAUAAAAAACAUGCUUGAUACAGACACAGACCCUCAUAAUCAUACCCCGCCAAAGCCUGAGAAGAAAACUUCCAUGUCAAGAAGUAAUGUCCUUAAGAACCAUCGGAGCAUCAAGAUGAAAGAAAGUGAUCAAGUGGAAGAAGCAAAGCAAAAAAUUUACAAGAAGAAACUAACACCACCUUCAGUUCGAAAACUGUUUUCAAGUUCUGGUUUAGAUAUGCAUGAAGGUAGCAGGUUGCAGACUUUAGUGAUGGGUGGUGGGAUGGGGAGUGGUGGUGGCAGGAUUUGUGGUGGUGGAAGAGGCUCACAUGGUAGGGAUGGGACAGAUGCUUAUUACCAGAACAUGAUUCAAGCAAACCCCAAUAAUGCUCUUUUGCUUGGAAAUUAUGCUAAGUUUCUGAAGGAGGUUCGUGGAGAUUAUCCUAAAGCAGAGGAGUAUCUUGAAAGAGCUAUUUUGGCUAAUCCUGGCGAUGCUAAUGUUUUGUCCCUCUACGCGGAUUUAAUAUGGCAAACAGAGAAGAAUGCUGAUCGAGCUGAGGGUUAUUUUGAUCAAGCUGUUAAAACUGCACCGGAUGAUUGCUAUGUCUUGGCUUCUUAUGCAAAAUUCCUCUGGGAUGUUGAAGAAGAUGAAGAUAAAGACUGCCAACAUAAGACUGAUCACGGCCAUGCAUAUCCACCUGAUCUCUUUCAAGAAACUGAAGACCGCCCUCAUGUUACUGCAGUCUUUCAAUUCUACCACUCUGAGUGAACUUGGAUAUAUAUCUUACAAGACAAAUGAACCAUAUAGUCUCAAACAAUAAUGCGUGCCCAUUUUUCACCUCUUGGAAGUGGCUACUAUAUAGAGGGUUGAGUAAAGUAGAGAUGACUAUCUAGCUGUAAAUAGCUUAUGGCAUAAAUAAGAGAAACCUGUAUGUAUUCUGUUUGUUAUAUACUAGUGAGGCUUCCACUGCUGUAUCUUCUGAGAAUAUGGAAUUUUGAUAGAAAUUAAGGAGUAGAGAACAACCCUUUUAAUCUUUUAUGGUUUUAUCAUGUUGUUAACAGUUUAACUCUUUAUCCUGAACUAGAAUUCUUAAAAAGAGUAAUCACCCAAUUGCUGUUAUUAUUCAUUCA